AUGUUUAACAGAACUAUGAAUGGUGGUGGAAAUGGUUCCCUUUUUGGAAACCUGAACACAUCGACACCGACAUCUACACCAAUACCGAACGCAAAUCCACAGCAAUUACCUAAAACUGAUGGCUUAUUUGGUAAGACUUUGAAUGCAGGGAAUAUUGGAACAUCUACUCCAAGUCCUGCUGGCGGUCCUUUAUUUGGUGCCAACAAUACAAAUAAUAACAACAAUAAUAACCAAACUAGCUUAUUUGGAAAUAGUAACAAUAACGCUAAUAUGAACCAGCAACCUGCUCAGGUACCAACUGGCGGAUUAUUUGGUAACUCUGCAACGACCAAUAACAACAAUAACGCCGGUAGCCUUUUUGGAAAUACAAACACUAAUCAAGGAAAUAUGAUGGGAGGCGCUCCCACGGGUCAAUCUUUGUUUGGUAAUUCAAAAACAGCAACUGGUGGUGGUGGUUUAUUCGGUAAUUCAAGUACAAAUAAUACUAUGAACAAUUUUUCAUUGGGCGGUUCCAAUUCAAAUACGUUAAAAACUGGAUUUGGAACAGGAAACUCAUUAGGUUCCUCUGCUGCAACUGGAGGACUGUUUGGAAAUUCCACAGGUACUACUACAACUCAACAGCAGCAACUUCCACCAACUGGAUUAUUUGGUAACAUCACAAACAAUACUUUCCAGCCACAGCAGCAGCAGGCACAACAACUAACCUCGAACCCAUACGGACUGAAUAUUAACAAUAUAUCCGCACCCGUAGCAACUAUGCCAGAAUCCAUUACCGGUAGUUUAUUAAAGGGAAACCUUAAGAAGUCAACAAAUGAUGAUGCUCAUAACAAUAAUAAUUAUAGGAAUGCUCACCGGUCUUCUUCUAUAUCGUCUACUAUUGCAGCAUUACCGCCUGUGUCACGUUCAUCCUUAUUUAAUAAAUUAAACACAAGAUUAAACACCAUACAUGACGUCUCAACAAGAGGUUUAUUUUCAUCUCCAUCUCCAUAUAACGAAAGAUCAAACCCAUCAACUUCAAAAUUUAAUAAUCCGUUAAACUCACAAAACUUGAACCUGGGUUCAAAUUCAAUCAAAGAUUUUUCCUUUAUAUCUUCUAAUCGAAGAAAUGAUAUUUCAGAAUUACGUAAAUUGAAAAUUGAUUCCAAUAGAAUUGCCGCCAAGAAAUUAAAACUAUUAUCAGGUGAACCAAGCAUAACAAAACAAGAAGCAAUGGAAGACAAAAAUACCAUUAAUACCAAUACUGAAGAUCCUUCAUCUCUCCAAGAAAAGGGGUCUCUUAAGGACAUUAACGACAACAAAGAGAAUAUAAUUGGUAAUGCUAUGCCUCAAGUAAAUGGGGUUGAAGCCGCCACUGACAUCUCGCCCGAACAACAACUUUCGAAACCAACUAAUGACAAUGGAUAUUGGUGUUCACCAUCUCCUGAUCAAUUAAGAGACAUGCCUUUGAAAAAAUUAACAUCAGUUUCUAGUUUUGUCAUUGGUAGGAAAGGUUAUGGUUACAUUACAUUCAAUGAUACAGUUGAUUUACUUGCUUUAAUCAAUGACAUUGAGAAUAAUUUAUUUGGUAAUAUCGUUAUCUUCCAUUCUAGUAAGACUGUAGAAGUUUAUCCUGAUGAAUCUGAAAAACCACCAAUUGGGUAUGGAUUGAAUGUCCCAGCUACAAUCACUUUAGAAAAUAUUUAUCCUGUUGAUAAAGUUACUAAGAAAGUAAUGAAAAAUGCUUCUAAUAUUAAUGAAAUUCAACUUUUAACUAAGAAAUUGAAAACAAUGAGAGGUAUGGAAUUUAUAUCUUAUGAUCCAUUCGGUGGGAUUUGGACUUUCAAAGUUAAACAUUUUAGUAUUUGGGGAUUAAUUGAUGAAGAAGAUGUUGAAAUUAGCCAAGAAGAAAUUGACAGUAUGAAAAACCAACAGAAAAAAGAAAAGGAAAGAGAAGCAAAAGAAGAUGAUGUUACUACUUCCAAACAAUUAGUUAUCAUGUACAAUAAAGCUGACCAACAACAACAAGAACAACAACAACUUCAAAUGAACCCAGAAGCUAUAGAAGAAGAAUUUGGUGAAGAAAGAUUAGAUGAUUUGAUUGUUGAAGAAAAACAAUACGAACCCGAUGUUACAGAACAAGAUUUUGAAGGUUUAGAAGCUGAUCCAUCAUUAGAUAUAGCUAAUGAUUGGGUAGAUCAAUUACAUUUAGCCGGUUCAUCUUUACGUUCAGUUUUUGCAAAAUCAUCUGCUAUUAUCAAACCAGGUAAUGAUGAAAUUGAUUUAUUGUUUUCUGAUUUUAAUGAAGAAUUUGAAAAAGAGAAAAAAAUUAAAAAGGAAAGAAGAUUAGUUUCACCAUAUCAUUUUGGUAAAUUUACAAAUAAUUAUACCUUUCUUUUGAAGAAUGUAAACAAAAAAACUGGAGUUCAUAAUUCUUUAUUAUCAUCUACAUUGAAAGAUAAAUUGAUUUUAAAAGAUAAAAAUUUUGAUUUACAUUUGGCUCAUGUUACUAUUGAUAAAAGAGAUAGUAAUGCAUAUCCAAUCAUUAGAGCAAAUUCGUUACAAUUUAAAGAUCUUAUUUCUCUAGUGAAUAAAGCUGACAUUGCAGAAAAAAAUGUCUGGGAAUUAAGUUCUAUAUUAUUUGAUAAUAUUGAACUUAAUUACAAUGUUGAAGAUGAAAAUGUGAAAAUGGUCUUAUUAAAGAACAAAAGGCUUGAAACUUUGAAUUCAUGGAUUGUUAAUCAAGUUAGAGAUGAACUUGAAUUCAAAUUACGCGGGUGCACUGAUGUCUUGGAUCAAAUUUUUAUCUAUUUACUUUUGAAUGAUGUUACGAAUGCUACCAAGUUAUCCAUUAAGAGCUCAAAUGGUCAUUUAGCUAUUUUACUUACAUACUUAGGUAGUAAUGAUCCAAGAGUUCGUGAAUUAGGAUUAUUACAAUUGAAUGCGUGGAAAUCAAAUGGUCAAAAAGUGGAUUCCAAGAUUGUAAGGAUUUAUCAAUUAAUUAGUGGAACAUUAUUUCAAGAUAGCUCUAACUUAGAUAAAUUACUUGAUGAAUUUAGUUGGUUAUCAUUAUUAGGGUUAUCAUUAUAUUAUUGUAAGAUUGAUGAAUAUAGUUUGGAAGAUUUAAUUUUGGCACAUAUUUCUUUAUUUUCACCAGUUGUUGGCGAUAAAAAAAUUUAUUAUCUUUUCCAAUUAUUUGGUGUUGGUACAGAUUCCACUGAGAAUUUAUUUAAAGAAAUUCAAUUAAAAUCAAAUGAUAUUGAUAUUCAAUUUUCAUGGUAUUUUGUGCAAAUUUUAAAAUUUAACAAAAUCCGAUCAUUUUCUGCUGAAUUGCUUGACUUGUUUAGUUUGCAAUUUAUUGAAGAUUUAACUCAUUGUCAAUGGUAUAAGGAAGCACUGUAUGUGUCAUGUUUUAUCUCCAAUGAGGCUGUUAAUAAACAACAAAUUGAUUUAAUAUUAAACCAAAAGAUUUCUACAUUAUUUAAUGAUACAUCUAAUAUUUUAGAAGAUUUGAAGAUUCCAUCCACACUAAUUCAUAAUGCAUUGGCGUUAGUUGAUAUAUACAAUGGUGAUAAUUUAUCUGCUGUUGAGAAUUUAUUAUCAGCUAAAUGUUAUAUGGAAGCUGAAAAAGUUAUGCGUACCGUUGUUGGACCACAUCUACUAUUACUACAUUCAAGUGAUGCAACCGCUACUAAUAAUGGCAAUUUAAUUAUACUUCGAAAAUUAAUAUCUAGUUUCCCCAAAGAGAGUAUGUCUAAUUGGAUUAAUGGACUUUCAGUUUUUGAAAAUUAUUUGAAAAUUACACUUGAUAAUGAAACAAAUAAGACGGUUGUGGAAUGUUUACUUUCCGAAUUGAUUAUAUUUUAUGAAAAUAAUAAAUAUUAUAGAGAUGUUCCAAUUUGUUGUAAUAUAAUAUCCAAUGAGAUUGUUGAUUUAAUACUGGAAAAAUUUAAGAAGGAAGUUGAUGAAAAUUAUAAAAAAAGCUAUUAA
Naumovozyma dairenensis CBS 421 is the source of this 3966-nucleotide messenger RNA. It is a transcript of the gene NUP145, whose product is annotated as nucleocytoplasmic transporter NUP145. Bases 1 to 3966 code for a protein of 1321 amino acids. NCBI's taxonomy places the organism in Eukaryota, Fungi, Ascomycota, Saccharomycetes, Saccharomycetales, Saccharomycetaceae. Gene Ontology annotation, molecular function: structural constituent of nuclear pore. Gene Ontology annotation, cellular component: nuclear pore; nuclear pore cytoplasmic filaments. The record is from RefSeq and is a predicted model, not a curated record. Gene Ontology annotation, biological process: protein import into nucleus; RNA export from nucleus; post-transcriptional tethering of RNA polymerase II gene DNA at nuclear periphery. The transcript has a single exon.